AUGGCUCGUCCUGGUUCUCUGUGCGCCAUCUGGAGUGCGCUUUGGAUGGCGAGGACAGUGGUGGAUUACGCGCAGUCCCAGGAGAUUUACGCACCACAUUCAAUCCGGACUGAAGGAGCUUUGACCCUCGGUGGGCUCUUCCCUGUUCACUCCCGGGGAGGAGACAGCUUGCAAUGCGGGGACCUGAAGAAGGAGAACGGCAUCCAGCGUCUGGAGGCCAUGAUGUAUGCUCUGGACCAGAUCAACCAGGACGACCAGAUCCUGCCCAACAUCACGCUGGGUGCUCGGGUGCUGGACACUUGCUCCAGGGAUACCUAUGCACUGGAGCAGUCCUUAACUUUCGUCCAGGCCCUGAUCACGAAGGACACCUCCGAUGUGAGGUGCACCAAUGGGGAGGCACCUGUGUUCGUGAAGCCGGAGAAGGUGGUGGGAGUCGUGGGAGCCUCGGCGAGCUCGGUAUCGAUCAUGGUUGCCAACAUCCUACGCCUCUUUCAGAUCCCCCAGAUCAGCUAUGCGUCAACGGCCCCGGAGUUGAGCGAUGACCGGCGCUAUGACUUCUUCUCGCGGGUGGUUCCUCCGGACUCGUUCCAGGCCCAGGCCAUGGUGGACAUCAUCCGAGCCCUGGGCUGGUCCUACGUCUCCACCAUCGCCUCGGAGGGCAGCUACGGAGAGAAGGGAGUGGAGGCCUUCACACAGCUCUCCAAAGAAGCAGGUGGAAUCUGCAUCGCCCAGUCUUUGAAAAUUCCCCACAACCCCAAGCUGGAGGAUUACGACAAAGCCAUCCAACAACUGCUGGAAAUGCAGAACUCGCGGGCAGUCGUCAUCUUCGCCAGCGAGGAAGAUAUACGGGGAGUUCUCAAUGCCACCAAGAGGGCCAAUCAAGUGGGCCAUUUCCUGUGGAUUGGAUCCGACAGUUGGGGGGCCAAAAGCAGCCCGAUCCACCAGCUGGAGGAUGUAGCGGUGGGAGCGGUCACUAUACUGCCCAAACGCUCCUCCAUCGAAGGGUUUGAUGAAUACUUCACCGGGCUCACCCUGGAGAACAACCGCCGGAACGUGUGGUUCGCCGAGUUCUGGGAGGAGAACUUUGACUGCAGGCUCCUCAGCGCCUCUAAGAGAGAGGAUACGAGCCGUAAAUGCACAGGCAAGGAGCGCAUCGGGAGCGAAUCCAAGUACGAGCAGGAAGGGAAGGUGCAGUUUGUGAUUGACGCGGUGUACGCCAUGGCCCACGCUCUCCACAGCAUGCAGAGGGACAUGUGUCCAGAUCACCCUGGAGUCUGUCCACAGAUGGAGACCGCGGAUGGGAAGACUCUGCUGAAGUACAUACGAAACACCAGCUUCAACGGCAGCGCCGGCACCUUGGUUGUGUUCAACAAGAACGGCGAUGCUCCAGGACGCUACGACCUGUUCCAGUUCCAGAUGACCAACUCCUCCACCCCAGAGUAUAAGGUGGUAGGACACUGGGUGGAGAACCUGCAGCUCAGGCUGGAGGAGCUUCAGUGGCCAGAUGGGGAGCAGGAGGUGCCCAUCUCUGUGUGCAGUCUGCCCUGCAAGACCGGAGAGAGGAAGAAGAGGGUAAAGGGCAUGCCGUGCUGCUGGCACUGCGAGCUCUGCGACGGCUACCAGUACCAGUACGACGAGACCUCCUGCAGACUGUGUGCCUACAACAUGAGGCCCAACCCCAACAGGACCGCCUGCCAGCCCAUCCCCAUCGUCAAGCUGGAGUGGCACUCCCCCUGGGCGAUCAUCCCCGUCUUCCUGGCCAUGCUCGGCAUCAUCGCCACCAUCUUCGUCAUGGCGACGUUCGUGCGCCACAACGACACCCCCAUCGUGCGGGCGUCGGGCCGAGAGCUGAGCUACGUGCUGCUAACUGGCAUCUUCCUGUGUUACAUCAUCACCUUCCUCAUGAUCGCCAAACCCGACGUGGCCGUGUGCGCCUUCAGGAGGAUCUUCCUGGGCCUGGGCAUGUGCAUCAGCUACGCGGCGCUGCUCACCAAGACCAACCGCAUCUACCGGAUCUUCGAGCAGGGCAAGCAGACGGUCACGGCACCGCGCUUCAUCAGCCCCACCUCCCAGAUCGCCAUCACCUCCAGCCUGAUCUGCGUGCAGCUGCUGGGCGUGCUGGUGUGGUUCGCCGUGGACCCUCCGAACACCAUCAUCGACUACGACGAGCAGAAAACCAUUAACCCCAAGCUGGCCCGCGGCGUGCUCAAGUGCGACAUCACAGACCUGCAGAUAAUCUGCUCGUUGGGCUACAGCAUCCUGCUGAUGGUGACCUGCACCAUCUACGCCAUCAAGACCAGGGACGUACCGGAGGACUUCAACGAAGCCAAGCCCAUCGGCUUCACUAUGUACACCACUUGCAUAGUCUGGCUGGCCUUCAUCCCGAUUUUCUUUGGCACGGCCCAGUCGGCUGAGAAGCUGUACAUCCAGACGACCACGCUGACCAUCUCCAUGAACCUCAGUGCCUCGGUAGCACUGGGCAUGCUCUACAUGCCCAAGGUGUACAUCAUCAUCUUCCACCCUGAGAUGAACGUGCAGAAGAGGAAGCGUAGCUUCAAGGCCGUGGUCACAGCCGCCACCAUGUCGUCGCGUCUGUCGCAGAAGCCCAACGAGAGGCCCAACGGAGAGGCCAAGACCGAGCUGUGUGAGAACCCCGCCGCUGACCCCAUGAGUCAAGCAACCAAGAAAACAUAUGUGAGUUACAACAACCUCAGGAUCUGA
Molecule: messenger RNA, 2721 nt
Organism: Anoplopoma fimbria (sablefish)
Lineage: Eukaryota; Metazoa; Chordata; Actinopteri; Perciformes; Anoplopomatidae
Product: metabotropic glutamate receptor 7-like
Exons: 10
Coding region: 1-2721 (906 amino acids)
Biological process (GO): G protein-coupled glutamate receptor signaling pathway; regulation of synaptic transmission, glutamatergic
Cellular component (GO): membrane
Molecular function (GO): group III metabotropic glutamate receptor activity
Source: RefSeq, a predicted model, not a curated record